Molecule: messenger RNA, 3871 nt
Organism: Notolabrus celidotus (New Zealand spotty)
Lineage: Eukaryota; Metazoa; Chordata; Actinopteri; Labriformes; Labridae
Gene: trpv1
Product: transient receptor potential cation channel, subfamily V, member 1
Exons: 16
Coding region: 205-2559 (784 amino acids)
Biological process (GO): calcium ion import across plasma membrane
Cellular component (GO): membrane
Molecular function (GO): protein binding; calcium channel activity
Source: RefSeq, a predicted model, not a curated record
ACACACACACACACACACACACACACACAAACAUAUAUAGACACGAUUAAAUGAAACCGAGAAGAGGCAGCUAAGACAGACAGGAAGCAUAUCAGCAUAUAUAAUGGACUAAAAAAAGGAGCCUCACUAGAGAAAUCAAACACGAGUGACAUUCCUGUGAGAGAAAAGUUGCGUCUCAAAGGAGAGCAGGAGACGGGGGCAAAGAUGAAAAAGUCAGAGAUGUUUGGUAUUGAGCUGGAGACAGACGACAGAACGGAGGAAGAGAAAGCGCGACAUAAAGCAUCAAAGAAAGAUGGAGUGGCCUCUGCGCUUGGUUUUGGCUCAGAGGCACCCAAGGCUCCCAUGGACUCUGAUUACCAGGAGGAAAUGGAGAAGCCCGAACCUCAAAUCAGAUUUAACCUCAACUUUGACAAAGAUAACCGAAGUGCGGGUGCGAGCAGCAGCAAGAGAGUCAGUAAGACAUUUAACAGAGAUAGACUGUUUGAAGCCGCGGCCAGCAGAGAUGCCAGACAGCUGGACGGUCUGUACCUGUACCUGCACCAGAACAUGAAGAAACUCUCCGACUCUUUGUAUCAGUCCUAUGGUAAAACAGCCCUGAUGAAGGCUCUGCUGCACCUCAAAGACAGCAAGAACGAGACAGUGGAGCUGAUGGUCGACAUUUCAGAGAAGAUAGGCGAUGUCAAGGAGUUUGUGAACGCAGCCUACACCAACGAGUACUACAAAGGUCAGACAGCUCUGCACAUAGCCAUCGAGAGGAGGAGUCUUUCCUACGUGAAGCUGCUGGUCAGCAAAGGAGCAGAUGUUCACGCCCAAGCCUGCGGGACAUUCUUCCAGCCACACAAUGGACCAAACUUUUAUUUUGGUGAGCUGCCUCUGUCUCUGGCAGCCAGCACCAACCAGCCUGAGUGUGUUGACUUCCUCAUGGGGAACGAGUACCAACGAGCGAACGCCACGAUGAAGGACUCUUUUGGAAACACGGUGUUGCACGCCCUGGUGGUGGUGGCUGACAACUCUGAAGAAAACACAGAGUUCAUCACAAGCAUGUACGACCAUAUCCUCAAGACAGCUGCCCAAUUUUACCCAAAGCUAAAGCUAGAGGAUGUCACCAACAAGAAGGGGCUCACACCUCUCAAAAUGGCUGCAAAGACUGGAAAGAUUGGGAUUUUCUCACACAUUCUGAAAAGGGAAUUCCACGAAGGUCCUACCAAACAUUUGUCCAGAAAGUUCACUGAGUGGGUUUACGGGCCAGUCACCUCCUCCCUGUAUGACCUGGCCUGUGUGGACUCCUAUGAGGACAACUCAGUGAUGGAGAUACUGGUCUAUGGCAGCGGCAUUCCUAACCGUCACCAGAUGCUGCAGAGAGAGCCUCUCAGUCAGCUGCUGGAUUUAAAGUGGAAAAAAUUUGCGGGUGGCAUGUUUAUUUUCAACUUUGUAGUCUACCUCCUGUACCUGCUCAUCUUCACUGUGGUAGCCUACAAUAAGAAAUCUGAUGAUAAGCUGCCGUUCCCCAUAGAACACAACAUGAAGGGUUACCUGUACCUUUCUGGCCAGUUGGUGGUAGCUCUGGCCAACAUAUAUUUCUUUCUAAUAGGGAUCAUUGACAUGUGGAGGAAACGGCCUAAGCUGGAUACGUUGCUGAUUGAUGGUUAUUAUGAGAUUCUGUUUCUUGUGCAGGGCGCCCUUUACAUGAUUGCAGCCGCCCUGUAUCUGUUCGGGUCGAAGAAGUACCUCGGCUUCCUGGUGCUGUGUCUUGCUCUCAGCUGGGUCAACAUGCUCUACUUCUCCAGAGGCGACAGACACAUGGGCAUUUAUAGCAUCAUGAUACAGAAGAUGAUCCUCAGUGACAUCCUGCGGUUUCUCUUUGUCUACAUCGUCUUCCUCUUUGGCUUUUCAGCAGCGGUGGUCACCCUGCUCAUAGAGCCUCCUGAGAAAGAAAACAUCACAAAGACCCGUCUUUUCCGUCCACUCGAUGACGGUGAGCUCUGCGUAGAACCAUCCUUCGCCAACAUCUCCUUCACCACGCUACAGCUCUUCAAGUUCACCAUUGGCAUGGGUGACAUGGAGUUCAUCCAGCAAUACGAGUACAGAGAAGUCUUCUACAUGCUCCUCAUCAGCUACAUCAUCCUCACCUACAUCCUGCUGCUCAACAUGCUCAUCGCCCUCAUGAACCGCACUGUGGAGAGGACCACCAUGGAGAGCGCCAGCAUCUGGAAGCUGCAGAGGGCCAUCACCAUCCUGGACAUGGAGAAGAGGCUGCCAUGGUUUGUGAGGAAAAAGCUUCGCUGUGGGGUGGAUAAGAACCUAGGGGUUUAUCUUGGAGAUGAUCGUCGCCGCUGUUUCAGAGUGGAGGAAGUCAACUGGAACAAAUGGAACAGCAACCUGGGCAAAAUCAAUGAGGAUCCGGGGUGCUGUGAUCAGGCACAGCAGCCCGCCUCAGACACAGGGCAGGGCGGACCACACCGAGGGAGGAGCUUUAGAGGCUUCUUCACGAAUAGUCGACGGUGGCGGACCACAUACCAGAGCACAGAGAUGGACCCUCUGAACAGCACAUCAGUCUGAUGCACAACAAAGUGUUUCACUCUUUCUUCUCUGACAGCUGGAUCAGAGCAACGAGGCAUUCAAAGACGGUUUUAGUUUCAGGUCCCACAGUAAUGUAACUGCCAACAUCUUUAACUGCCUUUCUAACUGACUGACUCUGAUGUCAGCUGGAUUUUAAGCUUGGAGGCAACAUUUUAGGGAGAUUUUGUAUAUUUUUUCUGACAAAUUUAAUGGUGCAAAAAAGUUGAAUUAGUCAAAGCUGAAUGCUGCUGAUUGAUUGCAGAGUAAAUCCUGCACUUAACAAAUACAUGCCAUCCAAAGGCUUCUGCACAUGCUGUUCCUGCCACCACCAGAACAGGAAGCACAUCCUCUCUGCACAAAGGCCAUCACCUGCCGGCACCUCUGGCAUCAUUCAAAAUCCUUCAUGGAGAAGUGCUGAUCACCGAGGUGCUGAUCCUCCUCUCCUGCUGUGUGCCCUUUAUACAUGUCCCAUUUUCAUCACAGCCAGACAAGCUAAACCCUCUGCACACAGAUAGUCCUGCAGAUUUCACAGCUUGCUUUGUCUACCAUACUUCCUGUUUUUAUUCAGCAGAUUGCUGAAUUGAUUAAUAGCAUGAAAUGAUCACCUUCUGUACUACCUGUUGUAGAAACAAUUAAGGGAGAAGCAGCCAAGUCUUGUUCCCCCACUCAGUAACCUGCUAGAUUGAUGCCUCUCAUAAUGCACAGGUUCAUUUAAUAGAGGAAAAAUCUUCUUUUGGGUACGUAGAUUAAAAAUGUGUUACACUGACCUUAAAUGUUAAACAUCAUGCAUGUAUUUUAUUAAUAAAUCAAACAAAUUAGUCAGAUGACUUUGCCCCACGAUUAUGCCUUCUUGGGACACACAUUGCAGAUGAGGUGUAACAGGUGUAAAUGUCCCACCUAGCAAUGGCAAUAUGUAAAAGCCUGAUGUUUUGUCAAGGCCAAUAGCGAAUAUUUGAAUAUGUUUUCUGAACAGAAAAUAAAUGUGUGAUAAAGUGCAGACUUUUAGGACAGCAUACUUUUCGAGACAUAAAGCACGACUUACUUUGUUAAUGUUGUUCAAAUGUUACUGCUGUCUUUGGUUUGAGGUUGAUUGUUAUGUCUGAUUUUAUCCAUUCAAAGCUCGAAUGAGGAACUUUUGGUUUGUAGAGGGCAGGGUCUUUUUAGUAGCAUGGUGUGGCUUGAGGUCUCAAUUAGAAGCUUGAACACAUUGUUUAUCUUGCUGUCUGUGCAAUAAAGGCAAGAUUUUGUUACUUACAUAAAGAAGCUUAAAGCUUAUGACCUAGAAAAGCAAACAAGACCAUCAACAUGAAGA